Phycodurus eques (leafy seadragon) is the source of this 4203-nucleotide messenger RNA. RefSeq names its product spondin 1b (gene spon1b). Gene Ontology annotation, biological process: cell adhesion. The record is from RefSeq and is a predicted model, not a curated record. NCBI's taxonomy places the organism in Eukaryota, Metazoa, Chordata, Actinopteri, Syngnathiformes, Syngnathidae. Gene Ontology annotation, cellular component: extracellular matrix. Bases 238 to 2625 code for a protein of 795 amino acids. The transcript has 16 exons.
CUAUAGACGCCCCCUAUUGCGCCGACCAGACCAGAUACCCUUUACCUGAUUCGGGAUCAGUAGCAGUUCCUCUGUGUCGCGUCCACAUGGACCCAUCCCCUCUUCUCCACCUUCACUGCUGACUGGCUCGCUGCGUGAAAGUUUCAGCCCAAAAAAAAAAAAAAAAAGGGAGCUUCACGACUUUUUCGUUUACUCGAUAAAAACGGCCAGUAGUGUUUAGUCGCCACCGACGUCGACAUGGCAAUGUUGCUGUUGCUUUUGCAGUAUUACGUGCUGUCGAGUUUUGUAUGUAACGCGAUCGCUUUCGUGGAGGAACCGUCUGGAGGUAGAGCGGACGGCUACUGCGGGCGGAUCCUACGGGCACAGACCCAGGGGACCCGGCGGGAUGGGCACCAUGAGUUCCGGCUCAGAAUGGAAGGCGACCCGGAAGCCUACCAGCCUGGCAGCACCUACAGAGUGAUCCUCUUGGCAACCAGCCCUGCAUAUUUCAGAGGUUUUACCCUCAUUGCGCUGAAGGAGGGCAGGGAGGGCACCACAGAUGAUGACUACACCGGCCAAUUCCAGAUCAUUGAUGAAGAGGACACACAGUUCAUGACCAACUGUGCUCCUGCAGUGACGGAGAGCACACCUCGCAGACGAACCAGGAUACAGGUUUAUUGGACAGCGCCAACUACUGGGAGUGGUUGUGUCAUUCUGAAGGCAAGCAUUGUCCAGAAGAAAAUCAUUUAUUUCCAAGAUGAGGGCUCUCUUACCAUCCGGCUGUGCGAGAGAGAGCGUGUGUUUGGGGAGGCAACAGCAGACCCUGCCUUCGAGUGUUGUGCCUGUGGGACAGCUAAAUACAGACUCACCUUCUAUGGCAACUGGUCAGAGAAAGUUCAUCCCAAAGACUAUCCCAGACGGGCAAACCACUGGUCUGCACUGAUUGGUGCAUCCCACUCUAGAGGCUAUGUGCUCUGGGAGUAUGGAGGGUAUGCCAGUGAGGGGGUCCGACAAGUUGCUGAGUUUGGCUCCCCCAUCAAAAUGGAAGAAGAGAUUCGACAGAAGGGCGAUGAAGUUCUGACUGUCAUUAAGACCAAAGCUCAGUGGCCAGCGUGGCACCCGCUCAACCUACGAGCAGCUCCAUCCGCUGAGUUUUCUGUCGACCAAACCCGCCACCUGAUGUCCUUCUUGACCAUGCUCGGGCCCAGUCCAGACUGGAAUGUGGGGCUGUCAGGGGAGGACCUAUGUACUAAGGAGUGUGGCUGGAUCCAGCGGCUGGUGACAGAUCUUAUUCCCUGGGAUGCCGGCACUGACGGCGGUAUCACAUAUGAAUCACCAAACAAGCCCCUUAUUCACCAGGAGAAAAUUCGACCUUUAACUAGUUUGGAUCACCCUCAGAGCCCUUUCUAUGACCCGGAGGGCGGGGCGAUUACGCCCGUGGCCAGGGUAGUGGUGGAGCGUAUCGCCAGGAAGGGUGAGCAGUGUAAUGUGGUGCCAGACAGCAUUGAUGACAUUGUAGCAGACAUUGGUCAGGAGGCGACUGAGAAUGAUGACACACCUGAGACUUGUAUAUACUCUGGUUGGUCUCCCUGGUCGGCGUGCAGCAGUGCAUCAUGUGAAAAAGGAAGAAGGAUGAGGCAGAGGAUGCUUAAGGCCCAGCUAGACCUCAGUGUUCCGUGUCCCCACACUCAAGAUUUCCAGCCCUGCAUGGGGCCUGGAUGCAGUAUGCAGGAGCCAUCGGCAUGCAUGAUGUCAGACUGGAUAAGCUGGUCGGCUUGCAGCGUUUCCUGUGGGAUGGGAAUCAGGUCCAGAGAGCGUUAUGUGAAACAGUACCCAGAGGAUGGAUCGCUCUGCCAACUCAACACAGAAGAGACAGAGAAGUGUGUCGUCAAUGAGGAAUGCUCAGCCAGCAGCUGCGUGGUGACUGAGUGGGCUGAGUGGGAUCCGUGCAGUGUAUCCUGUGGGAUGGGUAUGAGAAGACGUGAGCGGAUGGUUAAAAUGACUCCUAUAGACGGAUCAAUGUGUAAAACCGAGGUGGCUGAAGUUGACAAAUGCAUGAUGCCGGACUGCUUUACCAUCCCAUGUAUGUUGUCACCAUGGUCUGACUGGAGCGAAUGUGGCGUCACGUGUGGGCGUGGCCUACGGACACGCCAGAGGAUGCUGAAGUCGGAUCCCGCAGGGUGCAAUGAAGAGUUGGAACAGACAGAGAAGUGCAUGCUGCCAGAGUGUUCUAUUGAUUGCAUGGUCUCAGAGUGGUCGGAAUGGUCAGAGUGCAACAAGUCCUGCGGUAAAGGACACACCAUCCGAACCCGCAUGGUAAAACGGGAGCCACAGUUCGGGGGCAGCACGUGUCCCGAGACCAUUCAGCGAAAGAAAUGCAAGCUCAGGAAGUGCCGAUCAAAACCAAAGGACGAGAGAGGUGAAGGCAAGAGGAGAAGAAAGGGUAAACAGGGACGAGGUGCAGUAUUAGAGGAACAGUCAGGUUGCGGGAUGCAGCCAUGGACCAGCUGGACAGACUGCACCAAAUCAUGUGGAGGGGGCAUCCAGGAGCGUUUCAUGCUGAAGAAGAAAAGAGCUAAAAGCACUCUGAUGGGCAACUGCAAGGACCGCAAGGAGAUACGCGCCUGUAACGUUAAUUCCUGCUAGGGGACGCUGUUGUGUUAUACAAGGGAGUAGUAGGAAAAAUAUCUUUCUAUGGGUGUGUGUUUGAUAUUGCAAAAAAAUUCAAGAAUGAUGUUACAGUGUACACGGCAGGGGAGAGCUGCACUUAGUGAGGUGUCUCGAGAGAAAAAGAUAACGUGAAGCCUGUGUGCACCUUCAGUGGACAGGGAUGAUUUCUUUAUUUUUUUUAAUUCUUUUCUUUUAUAAUUUACAGCACUACAGAAAUAUUAAAGGGUAUUAGCACUCUAGCUUACUUGUAUUUUGGUAAUUUUGACAUCUGGGGCAUGAACUAGAGCUACAUAUCAGAAACUGGGAUCAGAAUGAUUUAGAGCAAUUCGUGACAAAAUUUACCUCCGCUUGAUAAGGCAACGUAUCACCUUUUUAACGCACCAACUAAAUUCUUUUAUCUAGUGUGCACAAUAUAUACUUGAAAACUCUCGGGAAAUACAAAACAUAUUACUUACAUUUUCAAAUUUUUAAAAAAUAAAGAGGAAAUGACGACUUCAUUGACUUUUUUUCCAAUGCUAUCAAUUCCAAAUAACACCAGUUUUCAUUCUCUUGAGACAUAGACUAAAAAUGUAUACUGCUCACUUUAUAUGAUCAUUCAGAUUUUCUAAUAUGGCAAAAAGUCAUUUAACAUCGCAUGCUAAAAUAUCUGAUAAAUGAUCAGCUCAACUAAAAUUAAUUUAAAAAAGAUAAUGAUCUUUUCACGUUGACUUGUUUAAAUACCAUUUGAAGGGUAGAAACCAUCAGAAAAACAGCUAAUAUGUAAAGCAUUUUUUUAAGCACGGUAAACCACGUCAAACAUGCUGUGUUAUAGAAUGAAUAUACUUAAACAGCGGUGUAGUAUUUCUUCAACACAUCGAUGUGAACAAAACGAGUCUGUAAAGAUUAAUUAAUUGACUGUUUAUCUGCUGCCUAGCCAACAUUUAUGAGUAGCAAAUGGAAUGAUUACAAAUUGCUACAUACACUUCAAAUGUUUUUUUUUACUGUUAACUGUAACUGUCAUAUGCUGUAUUUGUUACUCUGUCUGCCAUAUCAGCUGAUGUAGCAUUAAAACUGCAAUCUUUCUGACUAUUUUAGCAUGUACAGUAUUAUUUUCUCUUUUUUUUUGCUCUGAUGAUAGUUGUAACAAUCCACUUUAAAAUGCAAUGCUAAAUGAGUAAAUCUGCCUUCAUUAGUCUGUGAAAAGCAGACAUUAAAAGUGUCACAUUAGAUAAAUUGUUGGGUUGUCAAUUUGUGUUUUGGCCUUAAUUAGUUUUAGGUUUGUAGUCUACUUUUUAUUGUGAUGUGGCAUUAACAUUCAGUGUUAUUUAUCGUUACCUAGGAAAUGAUGUUGUCAUCUUUUUCCUGUUUUGAUAAACAUGACCCUCAAAUCUCUUAUGACUGCAGGCGUUUUUGUGGGAUCGUUGGGGAUUUGUCAGCUUUCAAGCCUUUUUUUCCUUGUUUUCUUUUGUGACGGUUUUGUAAAACACGCAAUAAAAAAAAAAAGCGAAUGUCAAAAAAUUGCAUUUGAUGUUUGUUUUAGUUUUAUGUAUGAAAGCAAACAAAUACGAAACAAAA